This is a messenger RNA of Nerophis lumbriciformis (worm pipefish), 2215 nucleotides long. RefSeq names its product vesicle-associated membrane protein 5 (gene vamp5). Gene Ontology annotation, cellular component: membrane. NCBI's taxonomy places the organism in Eukaryota, Metazoa, Chordata, Actinopteri, Syngnathiformes, Syngnathidae. Gene Ontology annotation, biological process: vesicle-mediated transport. The record is from RefSeq and is a predicted model, not a curated record.
UCGAGAAGGGCUCAUUUCCGGAGGUUACCUGAACGCACCUCGUGAACAUUAAAGUGUUGAGUGUGGCGAGUGACAGCGCGAAUAAAGUGAAAGAAACACGACAAGAAGAAACGACGAGAGCGGAAAUUCGACAAGGUUACUGAACUAUUUCCUGUUGCCGGGGCAGUUUUGUUUUUUUUUUAAAAAGCUGCUUGUAAAUGUAGCUUGUCGCCGGACAGCGGCCACACAAACAACAGGAACGCCACAGAAAUGCAGAAUGGGAAGAGCCGCCUGCAGCAGCGCCAGGAGGAGGCGGAGGAAGUGAAGGACAUCAUGCUCAACAAUCUGAACAAGGUGGAUGAGCGAUCGGUCAAACUGGGCGACCUGGAGAGCCGAGCUGAUGAGCUGCUGGAAAAGAGUAAAACCUUUGAAAAGAAAUCCAACCAAGUGAAAGAAACCCAACGGUGGAAGAAUAAGAAGACGAAAAUUGCACUUAUUGCAGUUGGAGUUGUAGUGCUCCUCGUCGUACUUGGAUUGAUCAUCUUUGCUGUUGCGACAUAGCACACUCCUGCAUGGACCCGAGGUGAAACAUUGGAGCUGGACAAGCUGAUGUGGACAAAGAAAAAAAGUCCAUGAAAGGGGAAGUCCGUGCUAUUUUUUUGUUUGUCGUAUAAAUGAGACUGUAGGUGUCACUCCUUGGAAAGUUCACAUGGUACCAUCGAUAGUUGCUGCUUGUCAUUUACACAACGUUGUUGCUCCCAGCCCACACUGACCACACAAACAUAAAGUCUGUCCAAACUGAGAUAGAAUUUAGGGUGUCAGCUUUAUCUGGCUUUUUUUGUUUUGUUUUAUAAAUCUAAAGAGAUUAGUAACGAGCAAGUGACUCUUCAACCUUACAUUUUUGACACAAACCAGUAUCAGAUGUGCAUCUGUUAUCCUGUUUUCAUGAAUGCUUCUUUGGGAGAAACAGGAACAGUUUAAUGAAGUGUCCAUGGCCAAUUGUGGAGCUACGUCCAAACACAGAAAUACUCAUAAGAUCACAUAAACACUGCAUAUUGUCAUUAUCAUAUAUUCAAAUGUUAUACUAUAAUUAGAAUGAGCAAGUAGAUAAAUACCUGAUAAAUUAUUUAAAUUAAAUUAUUAUUAUUAAUAAUUAAAUUAAAUCUACAGAGGUAAAAAAAAAAGUUUGAUUUUGUGAACAAUUUGAAAAGUUGAAUGAAAAGCAGAACUAAUAUUGAUUACUAUCAUUUACAAUCUGUUGUUGUCUUGUUAAAAAUGUUUAAGUAAAACCUUUGAUCAUAAGUGUUGUUCUGUUCCUUCGAAGGCUUCACAAUCCUACUCAGGGUCAAAUAAAACCCACCUAGAGCCGCAAACUCUGGUCGAUUCCUAAUAUGACGAUAACACCACUUAUAGUUUCCUUACACUUGGACUUAUGAACACUUGACAAAAACGACUCGCAUUUUAUUUCUGGGCAUAACGAAGCAAAUCACCAAAUAAUUUUGAACAUUAGAAAAAAAAUACACUGUUCCUUCCCUUAUUAAUUAAUAAAAAAAAAUAAAAAUCAGACCCCAAAAGGGACAAGUGGUAGAGAACGGAUAGAUGGAACUCAUUCCAUUUUUCUCAAGGCUACUACUACGGCAUAUUCAUCUGACUAAAGAUGGAAAACAACAACCUCGUCAUCAAUGAAAGCAAAUUAAUAAAAAUUUAAGUAAAUAAAAUGUUUCUCUUUUCUGAUCUGUCCAUUGCUAGAGGUUGACCGCUAAAAACAAUACAAUACAAAAGAGAUGUCGCAUUAGGACUUCCUUUGACAAUACAUUAAAAUGUGUUUUAUUUUCAUAUGACAAGAUCCCAGAAGUCUCCAAAAUAACAACUGUUAAAUUAAAAUUAACUAACUAAAUAAAAUGAAGUAUAUUAAAUCAAGUAACCAUUAUCUGUUGACCUUCGGUUUCAAAGCCAAAGGGAGCCACGGCGAAGGCAUGAAAGAGCCGCGGGUUGGAGACCCCUGCCCUAAGAGCAUGGCCAGAGACAGGAGCAGACCCAACAAAGCAACCAAGAGAGCCCUUGGCCGCCCACUACCUCUCGGCCAGUGUCCAGUCCCCUAUGGAUGAGCGAGGAUACGUCUAAGGCAGUGGUUCUUAACCUGGGUUCGAUCGAACCCUAGGGAUUCAGUGAGUCGGCCUCAGGGGUUCGGUGGAGGUCAAGACACACCCGACUCAUCGUGUAAAAAAAAAACUUC